AUGGACGAGGAUUUGAAUAGUUUGGUCGGAGUCAGCGGAGGAGGCUCUGGCUCGUCUUCCAGCACACGAUGGGAAUUGGCGCCUCUGGUUUUGGCCGAUGCCUGUGCGGUUUUCUGCAUCUAUGCCGCUGUCAAUUCGGGAACAAAGACGGACACCGAAGCACCACCGCACACGGACCACCUCUUGGCAUGGUCGGGAAUAUCGUGUACCUACCCGGCCACAAGAUCCGGGAUGGAGGACAAGCAGACUCUGAGUGAUGCCUAUGGCGAACUACGAACGGGAGACUUGGUGGCCAUUAUGGGACCCAGCGGAGGAAAGUCCACCUUGAUGGAUGUCUUGGCAGGUCCAAAGGAAACUGGAAAUGUGACGGGGACACCAGAGGAAUCAGUCAUGUUUGUCGCUGGGUUGACGCACGGCAAGACCAGUGUAGUGGAAGCACGCCGAUUGCUGUACGAUGUUGGUUUGCGAGAUCCAGACCUCUACACGCGACCCAUUGGCGGUUCUCUGGCCGGUGGAUUGGUGAUCCGGGGUCUUAGCGGAGGAGAGCGCAAACUUCUCGCUUUGGCCUGUGCCUUGGCCAUGAAACCUCGUUUGAUCAUGCUCGAUGAGAUUACAAGUACAAGACUGGACUCGAUUCCGAAAGCUCGCUAA
This is a messenger RNA of Seminavis robusta, 651 nucleotides long. Lineage: Eukaryota; Bacillariophyta; Bacillariophyceae; Naviculales; Naviculaceae. The record is from the annotation of a GenBank genome assembly.